AUGUCUAGACUCUCCCUCAGACUACUAGGGUACACAACCGCCGCCACCGGCCUAGCCGGCUACAGCAUCCACCGUGGACUCUGCCAUCUGGAAGAAAAGUAUCCAGCACUUCCUCCCGCAGCAGGAAGCGGAGCCCUCCGCAAAGCACACAGCCCAGAUACCCAGCACUGUGCAUAUACCGACAUCUACGCGGCACAAAUACCCCUACAAGUCAUCGAAGCACGCGUCCCAAGCCCAAAGACACCAACAAAAACAGAGCUCGAAUAUGCCUGGGCUAGAUCUGUCAUUGGAAGCAAAAUCCUACGAAUUGAGGGCUCUCUCCUCGGCCUACUCACAAGCUUCCGUUUCACACCAUGCGAUACAGGCAACUCGGCGGAGGGGUUCUCACCGGAUAAGACCACUGGUGCGCCGCGCAUUCUGCUGAACGGUUUAUUUCAAGUGCAGCGACUACCGGCCGCUGACGCAGAUAGUAAUGGACUACUGGUGUCGCUGGAAUUGCCGGGCGCACCUCGCCUGUUCUUUGAGAAGAUUGCGCGUUGGGGGUAUCCUUGGCGCUUGAUGUCGGGUGUGCGACAUGAGAUGAGUGUUUCUGAGCCGUUCCAGAGAAACGGGGGUGUAUUUGUUGAGGUGCGAUUCGCAAGUGCGCAUGAUUAUGAGGUUGUUGAUGGAGAAGGUGAGCUGGAGAAACAGAAGAUCAUCCCAGCUUGGGUUUUGAGGUUGCAUCGUGGAUAUGCUAGGUUGGUUCUUGAUUCCGCUGUUCGAGAGUUGCAGCGGGAAGUUGAGAAAUAA
Penicillium mononematosum is the source of this 789-nucleotide messenger RNA. RefSeq lists its product as uncharacterized. Bases 1 to 789 code for a protein of 262 amino acids. The record is from RefSeq and is a predicted model, not a curated record. NCBI's taxonomy places the organism in Eukaryota, Fungi, Ascomycota, Eurotiomycetes, Eurotiales, Aspergillaceae. The transcript has a single exon.